Messenger RNA from Lonchura striata (white-rumped munia), 7098 nucleotides. Lineage: Eukaryota; Metazoa; Chordata; Aves; Passeriformes; Estrildidae. The record is from RefSeq and is a predicted model, not a curated record.
GCAGCUCCGCGGCCGCCGCUGGAGCCGCUCCCGCAUCGCGCCCGGCUGCAGCGGCAGCCCGGCAGCCCGGCAGCCCGUGCGCCGCCGGGCCUGAGCGCCGAGCGCCGGCUCCGACAUGUCCGGCAAGAUCGAGAAAGCAGAUUCUGAGCGUUCCCAUCUCUCCUCGUUCACAAUGAAGUUGAAGGGCAAGUUUCAUUCACCCAAAAUAAAGAGAACACCCUCAAAGAAAGGAAAGCAAGCUGACCUGACAGUGAAAACACCAGAGAAGUCAGUGAACAAAAAUGUAUCGUGGCUAGAGGAAAAGGAGAAGGAAGUUGUCAGUGCCUUGCGCUACUUUAAGACUAUUGUGGACAAAAUGGCAAUUGAUAACAAAGUGUUGGAGAUGCUGCCAGGCUCAGCAAGUAAAGUGCUGGAAGCCAUCCUGCCCUUGGUGCAAACUGACCCACGCAUCCAGCAAAGUUCUGCCAUCUCAUCCUGCUACAGCCGAGUGUACCAGAGCCUGGCCAACCUCAUCCGCUGGUCUGACCAGGUGAUGCUGGAGGGGGUGAAUUCAGAGGACAAGGAGAUGGUGACAACAGUCAAGGAUGUCAUAAAAGCUGUUCUGGAUGGAGUCAAGGAGCUGGUCAGACUCACGAUUGAAAAGCAGGAGCAUCCCUCUCCCACAAGCCCAGUUAAACCCAGUUUACCAGCAUGUAAAUCUGACAGCCCAUCAGAGCUUCCCCUCACAGACCGAGAAAUGGAGAUCCUCAACAAAACAACUAACAUGACUCAAUCCAACGAGCUGCUGACUGACUCCAUGGAUGAAGAAGUUGCACCUCCUAAACCCCCUCUGCCCAGCAUUCGUGUGGCAGAGAACAGCCCUCCACCAGCAUUGCCCCCUAAAAAACGUCAGUCUGCACCUUCCCCAACCAGAGUGGCUGUUGUGGCCCCCAUGAGCCGAGCUACCAGUGGGUCCAGUUUACCUGUUGGGAUCAACAGACAGGUAACCAAGUAUUUGCUGAAGCCCCAGGAUUUUGAUGUUGACUGCUAUGCCCAGAGGAGGUUGUCAGGUGGAAGCCACUCCUACGGGGGAGAGUCUCCUCGCCUCUCUCCAUGCAGCAGCAUUGGCAAACUGAGCAAGUCUGACGAGCAGCUCUCCUCUCUGGACCGCGACAGCGGCCAGUGCUCCCGCAACACAAGCUGUGAAACCCUGGAUCAAUCGGAUCACUAUGAUCCAGACUACGAAUUCCUGCAGCAGGACCUCUCCAACGCUGAUCAGAUACCUCCUCAGGGGCCAGGCGUCCUCAGCCCAUUGCCAGAGUCCUUGGGUGAGUCUGGCUCCCCUUUCCAUGGACACACUUUCCAGCUGCCGCAGGGCAGCUCUCCUCCACUGGAAUUCUGCAGCCUCUCGGGAGCAGCGCAGCCGACAGAGACUCCCCCAGCUCUGCCCGAGAAGAAGAGGAGGAGUGCAGCCUCGCAGACUUCGGAGAGCUCGGGCUGCAGGGUGUCCUACGAGCGGCACCCGUCCCAGUACGACAACAUCUCCGAGGACGACCUGCAGAGCGCCGUGCUCGUCCCGUCAGUGCCCUUCACCCCCUUCGCUGCUGUGCUGCCUUUCCAGCAAGGAAACUCUUCAGCACCAGUGGAAUUCAUGGCUGAUUUUGCUGCUCCAGAUUCCAACAGUGACCCAGAAAAGCCGCCACCUCUGCCAGAGAAGAAAAACAAGCACAUGAUGGCCUACAUGCAGUUUGUGGAAGACUACUCAGAGCCGCAGCCGUCCAUGUUCUACCAGACCCCUCAGAACGAGCACAUCUACCAGAAGAAGAACAAGUACCUCAGGGAAGUCUACGGGAUCAAUGACUCCUUUAUCAGCUUAGACUCCUCUCAAGAUCUGGCACCUCCUCCUGCUCUCCCACCCAAGCAGCGGCAGCUGCAGGCCUCCUAUGCUGCCUCUUCUUUCUCUUCUGUCUCCUACUGUGUCCAGCAGCCUAAAGUGCCCUUCACCCCCGAGGACUGCGGUGCCACUCAGGGCCUCACUAUGUCAGUGUCUAACUCCUUUCUGAGCCGGCACAGCUCCUUUCCUGUGCACUCGUACAAAUCUGUGUUUAGGUCCUACUCCCAGGACUUUGUGCCUCACAACCAAGUCUCCAUACCUCCUUUCCUCUCUUCUACCUCCACCUCCUGCUCCACCCCGCCUUUCCCACCCGUCCAUCUGUCCCAGAGCCCCGACCUAGCGGUGCCCGCUGCAGCCAGCCAGUCACCCAGCACUGUGGAUGUGCCAAACUCCUCUUCUCAGGAGAGCAGCUUUAACGGGAAUGCUCCUGUCUGCCUUCCUUCUGAAACCUCUUUCACUGAUUCUCUCCAGACGCCUUCGAGUGAAAACGCCAGUGAGGAGGCUGGUGAGGGUGAAUAUGUCAAUCUGUAUUCCUCUGGCCAGAGCAACGGGGAACUCCCAGGCUCUGAAGGAGAAUCUCCCCCUGUCAAAGAUGGCCACUCCAAAGACUCGGCUUUGAACAGCAGUGCCAUGGGGAAGGAGGGCAAAGAUGGUGCUGAAAGGCAGCCACAGUCACCAGAUGCUUUGGAGUCAUCACAGCUGGAGGAAGAGGUAGAUGAGCUGUCCCUUAUUGACCACAGUGAAAUCAUGUCUAGAUUAACACUGAAGCAAGAGGGGGAUGAUGGGCCAGAUGUCCGUGGUGGAUCUGGGGACAUUCUGCUGGUGCACGCCACGGAGACCGACAGGAAAGAUCUGGUGCUGUACUGUGAAGCCUUUCUGACUACAUACAGGACAUUUAUUACCCCUGAAGAGCUCAUCAAGAAGCUGCAGUACAGAUAUGAGAAGUUUUGCCACUUCCCAGACACGUUCAAGAAGCGAGUCAGUAAGAACACCUUCUUCGUGCUGGUGCGAGUGGUGGAUGAGCUGUGCUUGGUGGAGUUGACAGAGGAGAUCCUCAAGCUGCUGAUGGACCUGGUGUUCAGGCUGGUGUGCAGUGGGGAGCUGAGCCUGGCCAGAGUGCUGCGCAAGAACAUCCUGGACAAAGUGGAUCAGAAGAAAAUGCUGAGCUACGCCAACUCCAUCAAACCUCUCGCGGCCAGAGGGGUGGCAGCCAGGCCAGGGACACUGCAUGAUUUCCACAGUCAUGAAAUAGCUGAGCAGCUGACCCUGCUGGAUGCUGAACUCUUCUAUAAAAUCGAGAUCCCAGAAGUUCUGCUUUGGGCAAAGGAACAAAAUGAAGAGAAGAGUCCCAACCUGACACAGUUCACAGAGCACUUUAAUAACAUGUCCUACUGGGUCCGUUCAAUAAUUAUGCUACAAGAGAAAGCCCAGGACCGAGAGAGGCUGCUCCUUAAAUUUAUAAAGAUUAUGAAGCACUUACGAAAGCUGAAUAAUUUUAAUUCCUAUCUGGCCAUUCUUUCUGCACUGGAUUCUGCACCCAUCCGAAGGCUGGAGUGGCAGAAGCAAACCUCAGAGGGCCUGGCUGAGUACUGCACCCUGAUCGACAGCUCCUCGUCCUUCCGCGCCUACCGAGCGGCCCUGGCCGACGUGGAGCCCCCCUGCAUCCCCUACCUAGGCUUGAUUCUGCAGGACCUGACCUUUGUCCAUCUGGGAAACCCUGAUUACAUUGACAGCAAAGUGAACUUUUCCAAGCGCUGGCAGCAGUUUAACAUCCUGGACAGCAUGAGGUGCUUCCAGCAAGUACAUUACGACAUCAAAAGGAACGACGACAUAGUGUCCUUCUUCAACGACUUCAGCGACCACCUGGCCGAGGAGGCCCUGUGGGAACUGUCCCUGAAAAUCAAACCUCGCAACAUCACGAGGCGGAAAACGGAUCGGGAAGAGAAAACCUAGGAGGAGGGGUUGUGCGAGGAGAAUCGCUCCGCAGAGGCGCCGAGGGCAGCUAUGAGACUGGAGUUCCGUGUUUGUACCUGUCACUGGAUGACACACCCUCCCUGCCAGCGGCACCAUCCCCGGGGUGGGAACGCCGGGCGCGGAGGCGCCGGCGCAGCCGCCGAGGGCAGAGAUCGGCCGGUGCUCGCGGCACUCGCCCUCCUCCUCCUCCCGUCCCCCUGUGCCAUGAACCAGCUUUAACCCCGGGGACAGAGCUGUGUGGAAGGAGUGUCCCACGCAAGCGUGUUGCUGGUUUGCUGGCCUGUUGCAGUCAGGCGUAGCCUGGCUUUGUUUCCAUCCAGAGCAGGGGCAGCAGGAGCUCAGCUGGCUCGUCUCCGGAGCGGCGUCGGGCAGCAGCAGCCGUGGAAGCCAAGGGUUGGAGUCUCCCCUGCAAUGCCACCUUCCCAACGUGUUCGUGAGGAUGGAAGGGUCUCGUGCUGCCUGCCAGAGGAGCUCUGCUUCCAGAGAGCUGCUUGUGUUUACAGGGGUCUCGGCUCACCCCAGAUCUCUGGCGCCUUCUUCACGGGAGGAAGGCACCGCUCGUAGAUACGGAAGAGGCACUGAAAAUGUGGGCAGGGACCCGCCAUCUCCAGUCAUCACACCCCCCUCCUCCUCUCAGAUCCCGUUAUUUAAGCACCAGUGAAUCCCUCUGAACCUGGAAGCACGGAGUGCCCAGGUCCUGGGGACACCUGCCCGUGACCCCGUGUCCAUUAGCGAUGGUACUUAGCUUUUGCACAGGAAAUGCUGUAGGAUACAGACUGUACAUACCUAGUGUUUAGAACCCCCUGGGAAUUUUUGAUGCAUGUCUGAAUACCGAUGAGUUUAUAGGAAAAAAAAAAAGGUGCAAACCAGUCUGUACAAAAUCCACAACCAGUGACAAAGUUGUUCCAAGUGCUGGAUAAAGGAGGCUCGGAGUGGCCAGGUGGGCACUGGCUGCAGAGCAGGGGCAGGAGCCUCAUGAAGGAGCCAUUUCUGGGUUGGAAGUUGGAACCAGGAAGGAGCCCUGUGCCCAGCUGAACCACCCUGUCCUCCCACCAACUCCUCUCUCCUCUCUCUGUUGCCAAAUGUUUUUUUCUGGGGUCCCUGUUGGGACCCUCAGUGCUGUGCUUUCAGAGCUGUGCUUUGGCAGGACCCCCAGCAAGUCCCUGCCCCCAGUCCCACCGUGCUGGUGCCAGCAGGGCAGGGACAGCCCAGCAUGGAAGGACGAGGCAGGGGGGUCAUUUCCCACACACACAGUGUUAACCCCAAUCUGUUCAGUGUGCCUUAUUCAGCCCUUCUGUCCCCCCUCUGCAUCCCACCCAGCACAGCCCCAGCCAGGCCAUUUCACAUCCCUCCUCUCUGUCCUGCUCCAGUGGUUUGCUGUUGGAUCGUGGGUGUGACUGUGCCCUGCAGGUUUCAGCAGCCUUGCAAGACCCUCCUCAGCUCCCUGCCACGUGGGCACAGGUUUUUACAGGGUUCUGACAAAAUCCUGCAGGUUUAGGGCAGCAGCUCCCAAGGAAUGCAGACAUGGGGUUUCACCCAGCAUCCUUAACUUCUCAAUAGCAGCUCUGUGGCUGCUAAAGGCUCUGUUCUGGGUGAAUCAAAGCUGCACUCUUUUCCCUCUCCAAACAGAUUGCAAAGCCUUGGGCAGCUCUGCCUGGCUCUCAGGAGAGUGACAGCCCAGGAUUUUACCCAGCUUGGUUAUUCUCCUGAAGCCUCAGGCACGAGGCUGACACAGUGGCCAAGCACAGAGACACUCCCUGCCCAUGAGGGCAUCUGGGGGAGGGGAGUGUGGGGUCCAACCCAGUUCUGUGCAGCCCCAGAGCAGGAGGAGCAGGAAUCUUUUGUGCUGAACCACAGUGUCCGAGCCAGAAUACUUCAAAAGUGGUUUAUUUUCAUGGCACUGAGGGCACUGGAGCUGUGUGUUCUGUCCAGCCAAGGCUUUGCAAUCCCCAAAGGCUCCCCAGGAAGUAAUGUCCAUGUUUCCUUUGUAAAUUAGAUCUUUUAAAAGCCCAGCAGACAGCCUGGACGCAGGACUGGAAGGGAUUCUGAGGAACGUUGCUGACAACACUAAAUUUGGGCACGACAAUGUAAAAAAAUACAUUAAGCUAUUAGAGGGUGUCCAAAGGAGGCCAUAAGGAUGGGGAAGGGUUUGGAGGGGCCUUGUGAGGAGCAGCUGGGGGCACUUUGUUCAGCCUGGAGGAGACUGAGGGGAGACGUUUUGGUCUUCAGCAGCCUCAGGAGGGGCAGAUGCAGAUCUCUGCACUUGUGAGCAGUGACAGGGCCCGAGGGAAUGGCUGCACCUGUGUCAGGGAGGUUUAGGCUGGAAAUCAGGAAAAAGUUUUUCCCCCCAGAGGGUGGUGGGGCACAGCACCAAGCCUGUCUGAGAUCAAGAAGCGUUUGGACAGUGUUCUCACGUGGUGGGAUUUUUGGGUUGUCCUGUGCAGGGCCGGGACUUGGACUCGGUGACGCUGAUGGGUCCCUUUCCAGUCAGCAAAUUCUGUGAUUCUGUGAUCCCCAACCAACAAGAGCUGUUUCCAGGUUCUUCCCUGCACUUGAGCCCACAAGCCCUGUUAGCACCAAAGGGGGUCUCGCUCUCUGCCCUCUGCCAAGCCCCCAGAGCCACAGGCUCAGCCCGUGGCGUGGGGGUGGGAGGUCUGAGUGGCCACAGCACCUCCUCCAGUGCCCCCCAGCUUUCCUCCCCCUUCACCCCUUCCUCUGCUGGCAUCCCCAGCCGAGCAGUGUCCCAGCCACAGCUCCUGGCUCGUGUCCCACCCUCAGGCCAGGCUCUCAGGGCUGGAGGGACCCUAGAGGAGGGUCCCCUUCCCUGGAGCAGCUUCAGGUUCACUGAGCAGAGACCCCCCGCUCCUCUCCAGGAGCAGUCCCUGGGGAGCAGAAACCCAGGACAUCCUUGUGCAAGACUGGCCAUGAGUGUGUUCCCAUCUUGCAGGCAGCAUCCUCAAGGCCAUCACCUCUUUUUGGGGAGAGGGAAGAGUCAGUCCCCUCUCCACACGGGGCAGGGAGUGGGGAGAAGCGAUGUCCCCAGUCACCAGCCCCCUGCCCCAGGCCUCUCCCCAAGCAGUUCCGUUGUAUUAUAGAUUUACCACUGACCCCCGUGGUGGCAUCUUCUGCAAACAUUUCAGACCUGUAACUUUUAUAUUAAAGACAAAUAAAACACCAAUAACGAGCCUGCCUGAUGAUCCUGUUUACAGUGCAUGCACAGUCUGUGGAUUAAAGUGACAAUCGAAUCCGCC